Messenger RNA from Ipomoea triloba (trilobed morning glory), 2170 nucleotides. RefSeq names its product probable quinone oxidoreductase. Lineage: Eukaryota; Viridiplantae; Streptophyta; Magnoliopsida; Solanales; Convolvulaceae. Gene Ontology annotation, cellular component: mitochondrion. The record is from RefSeq and is a predicted model, not a curated record. Gene Ontology annotation, molecular function: oxidoreductase activity; zinc ion binding. The transcript has 18 exons. The coding region runs from base 101 to 2002 and encodes 633 amino acids.
UAAAAACUGAAGAUAAAAUGUCAAAUCAUACUGAACUUAUCAAUCUCUACGCCUUCGGAAAUCUUCUACGAUUCUCAUCGAGCCCUAGACUCCGAGAAGCAUGGAACUCAAGCCAGGUUUAUCGGCUUUGGUCACCGGCGGCGCCUCCGGAAUCGGUAGAGCACUUUGCUUGGCACUUGCACAGAAGGGAGUUUUCCUCACCAUCAUUGAUUUCUCUGUGGAGAGAGGAAAGGAAGUAGCAUCUCUGGCAGAGAAAGAGAUUACUAAAUUCCAUGCUGGACUGCAGUUUCCGCCAGUAACAUUCAUCAGAUGUGAUGUUACUAAUAAAGGAGAAUUAAAAGCUGCUUUCCAGAAGCAUUUGGAAACUUAUGGACAUCUGGACAUCUGCAUUAACUCUGCAGGCUUGGGAAGUAAUGUGCCUUUCCAUAAAGAUCAAACAGAUGGAUAUAAAACUUGGAGGCACACACUUGAUGUUAACCUCAUUGCUGUUAUUGAUUGCACCAAACUUGCUAUCCAAAUCAUGCAAACCACACAAAAACCUGGCGUUGUUAUAAACUUGGGAUCUGCUUCAGGACUGUAUCCAAUGUAUGCUGAUCCUAUCUACUCUGCUUCAAAAGGGGGUGUCGUCAUGUUCACAAGAUCACUCGCUCUAUACAAGCGUCAAGGAAUACGUAUCAAUGUGCUUUGCCCUGAGUUUGUUCAAACAGACUUGGCUUCAAAGGUGAAUCAAGAUUUCAUUAAUCGAGCUGGAGGGUAUUUGUCAAUGGAUAUGGUGAUCAAAGGUGCUUUUGAACUUAUCAGAGAUGAGACUAAGGCAGGGUCAUGCCUGUGGAUUACCAAACGUAGAGGAAUGGAGUAUUGGCCAACUCCAGCUGAAGAAGCAAAAUACCUCGUGCAUUCUUCUAAAUUACGGAGAAGAUCUUCAACUUUUGUCCCACCAAGUUUUCAAAUUCCCCAAAGCUUUGAGAAAAUAGUUGUACACACCUUGAGUAACAAUUUUCGUAGCGCUACCAGAAUUGUGCGUGCUCCAUUGCAAUUGCAUAUCAAACCAGAUCAUGUUCUUUUUAAAGUCAUUUAUGCUGGUGUUAAUGCUAGUGAUGUAAAUUUUAGCUCUGGACGUUACUUCGGUGGUGGUAAAGAUGUUGACUCCCUCCUUCCCUUUGAUGCUGGAUUUGAGGCUGUGGGGAUAGUUGCUGCGGUUGGUGAUUCUGUGAGAAAUUUGAAGAUUGGCACUCCAGCUGCCAUUAUGUCAUUUGGUGGUUAUGCUGAAUUUGUCAUGGUACCCGCAAAACACAUCCUUCCAGUAGCGAGACCAGAUCCAGAAAUAAUUGCAAUGCUAACAUCUGGACUCACUGCAUCAAUUGCUUUAGAAAAGGUUGCUCAAAUGGAAUCGGGAAAGGUGGUUCUUGUGACUGCUGCUGCUGGAGGGACAGGGCAGUUUGCUGUGCAGCUUGCAAAAUUAGCUGGAAAUACAGUAGUUGCAACUUGUGGAGGUAAUGAAAAGGCCAAUCUUCUGAGAGACUUGGGAGUUGACCGAGUAAUUGACUACAAAAAAGAAGAUAUAAAAUCUGUUCUGAAGGAGGAGUUCCCAAAAGGUGUUGAUAUUGUCUAUGAGUCUGUUGGUGGUAAAAUGUUCAACUUAUGCAUGAAUGCAUUGGCACGCUAUGGGCGACUUGUUGUCAUUGGAAUGAUUUCUCAGUAUCAAGGAGAACAUGGAUGGAAACCACAAAAUUACCCAGGAUUGUGUGAAAAGAUUCUAAGUAAAAGUCAAACUGUGAGUGGGUUUUUCCUGAUACAUUAUGCUCAUCUGUGGGAAGAGCAUUUGAGCAGGUUGAUUGAUCUUUUUUCCUCUGGAAAGCUGAAAGUUGCCAUAGACCCAAAAAGAUUUUUAGGUGUUCAUUCUGUUGCUGAUGCUGUUGAGUAUCUUUAUUCUGGUAAAAGCACUGGCAAGGUUGUGGUUUGCAUAGAUCCUGCUUUCAGCCAACAAGUUUCGAAGCUGUAAACACAAAUCACAGAUCAGUGCAACUGCCGGCAUUGGUACUGUCUUGUGCCAAUAGAAUAAACCAUAAAAAUAGUUCCUCUUUGCUCUAUUUUUUUUAUCAUUCAAAUAUAAAAUACUGUAACGUUUGUCGUAAAUCAUAUUAAAUAAUAAAAUAUUUGGUGCAGAAAA